AAUCAGAAAAAGUUACAAAUAGCAUAAUAUAUUAUAUUUGUAAAGAUAAUGUUCCAUUUAAAACAGUGGAAAAUGAAGGGUUCAAGAAUAUGAUCAAGACAAUAUGUCCAUUAUAUAAACUUCCUAGUCGCAAUACAAUCGAAAGAAGAAUUGAUGAUAUAUAUGAUGUAAUUGCUGGUGAUUUUCGAAAAACAUUGUCCACAGUACAAUAUGUUGCUGUAACUACCGAUGCAUGGACUGAAACAAUGCAAAUGAAAAGCUUCCUUAGUAUUACAUUACAUAUAAUUGUAGAAGCUCAUCUGGAAUCAAAGACAAUUGGCACUGUGGAACUAUUCCAAAGUCACACAGCCGAAUACAUUGGGAAAACAUUGGUAGAAACAUUGUCAAACUGGAGUGUGCAAAAAGAAAAUGUUGUUGCGGUUGUGACAGAUAGUGGUGCUAAUUUUAAAAAAGCAAUAAUUAAUGAAUUUACUGCCAACAAACAUAUUCCUUGUGUGGCCCAUACUAUAAACUUAGUGGUAGAAAAAGCAAUUGAAAAAACACAGGAACUUAAUGUCCAGACAAAAGUUAAAAGUGGAGGUGUCCCAGCAAUUAUGUCCAAAAUACGAGAAAUAGUAAAGUUUGUAAAAAGAAGUUCCAAGGCAAGUGAUUCCUUAAGAAAAUGUCAAAAAUUACAAGGUACGAUUGAAGGUAAAUACUUAAAACCAAUUUUGGAUGUUAGUACGAGAUGGAACAGUUCAUUUUAUAUGAUUGAAAGGUUUUCAACAUUGGCUAUUUAUUUAUCUCAAGUGCUUCUCGAGUUUAAUGGUACUGAUAUACCAGAGAUGGUAGCUGUCUCUGAGUUAAACUGUUUAAAAGAAAUGUGUGCUUUAUUACGACCUUUUGAAUAGUUAACCAGAGAACUUUCGACAGAAAAAACAGUUAUGUCCAGCAAAGUCAUUCCAUUAAUUGUAUGUACGAAAAAUGAAUUAAUAAAGCAAGGCCCUACCAUUACCAUAGCAAUACAACUAAAAAUAAAGCUGAUCGAAGAACUGGAUUUCAGGUGUGGAGCUUAUGAGCAAGGUCCAAUACUUCCGAUUUGUACGAUAUUAGAUCCGCGUUUUAAGGAUAUGCAUUUCAGGAAUCCUUUAAUAAAUGCUAAAGUUCAAAAAAACAUAAUUAAAAUGAUGGAUAAUGAUUAUGAUGAAAUGAUUAAUCUCACAGUACCAGAGGAAACAGUGAACCCUCCAAGUAAUCACAACCAAUAUGAUUUAUGGGGUCUUCAUAAAACAUUGGAACAAAAGCGAUCAGAUACGAGUUUAACUCAUAAUAAUUCAAGAGGUGAGUUAAAUCAAUACCUGCACAGAAAUGUCAUCAAAUUAAAUGAAGAUCCUUUGGUUGAAUGGGAAAACACAAAGGUAAUAUAUCCCAAGUUGUACAAGUUGGCAAUGAAAUAUUUACUGAUUCCGGCAACAUCUGUACCAUCCGAGCGUUUGUUUAGUAAAGCUGGAGCAACUAUCAGUAAAACCAGAAACCGAUUGACGGGCAAAAAUUUGUCAAAGCUUCUGUUCUUGCAGUCUUCCGAUAAAAAUCAAUGGGCUGAUAUUUUGUAAAUUAUUUUAAUUUUUACUAAUUUUUACUCGUAUUAUGUAAAAUGUGACUGACUUAGGUAACUUAAGUAACUACUUAGAAAAUAAUAUUGUAAAUAAUUAUAUGUGGAAACUGGAAAGUAAAUAAUGAAAUAAAUUAACUGUUAUCACUUAUCAGUUAUCAGUCUAUAUUUUUAUAUCGAUAUUUCGAUAUAUCGAUAAUUAUCUAGUGAUAUAUAUCAUAUAACGAUAUUGGUUGUUGUGAUAUAUCGCUACAUCGAUAUAUCGAAAUUAAAUUCAGUUUGGGCAUCCCUACCCAAACACUCCAAUAGGGAAUUGUCAAAUCGCCCAAUUGGCCGUAACCCACCAAUCCAUUAUUUUUGGCGGUAUUUGGUCAUUAAAGAUAGCCCAAUUGGCGAUAAACCGCCCAAUCUGGUAGCCCUGUGAUAAUCACCACCAGUCCAGACUACAACAGCACAAUCGGUUAAUUUCCCCCACCAAAAAAAGUCCGUAACAAAACUGGGCCGUUGUUUUGAUUUUUGUUUUCAGUCCAUAGUAUCUUAGUUCGUGGCACAAACACAAUAUAUAAAUACACAUAAUACAAACAUAUUAAAAUAAUUGAAACUGCGCAUGCGCACCACUCGAACGGAGGCAAUGAUUCUACUAAUUUCCGCUGCACUAUGCAGCGCUCGGCAGUCGGCAUCCAUCGCCGUUGAAGUUAAUAUUAGAAAAUAUUGUAUUUUAAUUCGCAGUCAAUUAUUAUAAUAUGGUCAUUAUUCCUACAUAAUUGCUAUUAUCAGUUAAUAAUUAAUAUUUAUCAAAAGAUAAUAUGCUAAUUAUCACUAAAUAUUUCGAAUUUAUUAUCUAUAUUAUUGUGUAUCACCACAUUAUUGUACGGUAUUAUCACCACUACACCGCGUACGCAGUGUCGCGGUAUUUGUCGUCGCCGCGUUGGCGUACAAUUAUUGUAUUAUGUGUCUUGUGUGUUGUAUCUAUGUAUGUGUAUUGUAACGACGUCUCGAUCUCGCGCUACCCCCCGCCAGCCCGCGCGAGCGACCGAUCCGCGCUCCUCGGUUCGUUACGACCGUUACGCUCGGUUCGCGUUUCCCUUUUUGGCAUUCUUAAUUUCUUAAAUUCUUUUCUCGACGUCCGAACCGUCAAGUGACUAAGCAUCCUAGCCGUACCCUUUUCUUUUAGUCGUCGCGACCCGAAGCGGCUUUUUCUCUGUCCGCUCGUCCAAAAAACCUUUGUUCCGUCACGCGACUUCUUGUUUCCGCAACGUUGUUAAAACACGUCCCGCAUAUUUUUCGCCUCCGCGAUUAUUAUUACUUUUUACUUCUGUAAUUAUUUGUUUGUUUCAAAUAUAUUUACAUCGUUUUUCUACACAUUAAAAAGUGUUUGUUCGUCAAGUUUUUCUUUUUUUUAUAUAAACCUUUUCUCGCUUCGAGACAGAACGAAGCGCAUAAAUUGCUGGCUGAUAGUGUGUCAACAAAAGCCACUAUCUCCACAUUAUUCUAAACUCUAUACCUGAGCAGCAGCUGCAAGCAGCAAGCUGUCGAGCGCUGUAGUAUUGUAGCGAGUAUUGUAGUUAUAUUUCUUAAUAUGUGAUUAUAUUGGUUUUAUAUUUUUGGUAAAAUGAAUCCUUUGUGUGAUCCGGUUGUCUUGUUACAAGAAACUCCAUACUAUAGGCGUUGGAAUACUGUCGAUAAAAAUGAUUUACUUAGGCAAGGUAAAUUAACUCCUCAUCUUACAUGUUUGUCCACUAAUUAGAUAAGUACUAAGGUAUUUAGUAGAUCAUUUAAUUGUAAUGUAUAUAAUAAACAUUCAUGGUUGUAUGGCAGUUAUUAUCUACAAAAGUUAUUUUGUUGGCCAUGUUUAUUGUUGGAUCAAACAAAAUCUGUUUGGGUUACAGAAGGCUAUAAUGACUUAAAAACUUUAUCCAGAAGCAUUGGAAGACACGAAUCUUCAAAAGAUCAUGUCCAUAAUCAUUUCAGCUUAAAAAAUUUAGAAAACAAUACAGUCACUAUUAUAGAUACACUUA
Molecule: messenger RNA, 3609 nt
Organism: Aphis gossypii (cotton aphid)
Lineage: Eukaryota; Metazoa; Arthropoda; Insecta; Hemiptera; Aphididae
Product: zinc finger BED domain-containing protein 4-like
Exons: 3
Coding region: 90-890 (266 amino acids)
Source: RefSeq, a predicted model, not a curated record